CUCUAUCGGUUAAAGAGGUGAUCUCGAAUCGGAAUUGCGCUUGCAUCGCCCCGGUCCACAAACAGUUCCCUGAUAUCCAAUCCACUAUUCCCCUCGGGAAAAGCCCUAGCAAGUUUACUCAGCGGCUCAGCCCAGGCCGCAUGCGAUCGGUCCUUCUUCUCACAUCCUCAUCCGCUUCAUCUGGACAGCAUUCAUUCUCUCUGAUUGGUUCGCGUCGCCCCUCGAGACUCCUAGCCCACUAAUUCUUCGGGUGCUGCUCGGUUCCAAUGGACGCCUCUGAGGAGAUUCUCCGCAAGACGCUAGCAGAGAAGCAAUCAGCCAUCGAAGCCCAUGGCAACGCCGUCCGGGCGCUGAAAGCAGCUGGAGCAGCCAAGCCUGAAAUCGACGCCGCCAUUGAAUCCCUUAACGGGUUGAAGCUUGAGAAGACAUCGAUCGAAAGGCAGCUCCAAGCUGCCAUUGGCGGCGGUGACAGCUCCCUCAACAGGGAAGCGUUCCGUCAGGCGGUGGUGAACACUCUGGAACGGCGUUUGUUCUACAUUCCGUCCUUCAAAAUCUAUCGCGGCGUUGCUGGGCUUUAUGAUUAUGGCCCGCCGGGCUGUGCCGUUAAGUCUAACGUUCUGGCUUUCUGGCGACAGCAUUUUGUGCUUGAGGAAAACAUGUUGGAAGUUGACUGCCCAUGUGUCACACCUGAGGUGGUCCUGAAGGCAUCUGGUCAUGUUGACAAAUUCACUGACCUUAUGGUGAAGGAUGAGAAAACUGGGACCUGCUACCGUGCAGACCACUUGCUCAAGGAUUUUUGUAACGAGAAGCUUCAGAAAGACCUUAGCAUAAGUACAGAGAAGGCAGCUGAACUGAAACAUAUACUUGCAGUAUUGGAUGAUCUCUCAGCUGAAGAGCUGGGUGCAAAGCUCAAGGAGUAUGGCAUUACUGCUCCAGAUACAAAGAAUCCACUGUCUGAUCCUUAUCCAUUCAACUUAAUGUUUCAAACCUCAAUAGGCCCUUCUGGCUUGAGUCCUGGGUAUAUGCGUCCUGAAACUGCGCAAGGCAUAUUUGUUAAUUUUAAGGACUUGUAUUAUUACAAUGGGAACAAGCUUCCCUUUGCAGCAGCUCAAAUUGGUCAGGCUUUUAGAAAUGAGAUAUCUCCUCGCCAAGGCCUUUUGAGAGUCCGUGAGUUUACGCUAGCAGAGAUUGAGCACUUUGUUGAUCCUGAAAACAAGUUUCAUCCAAAAUUCUCAGAAGUUGCCAACUGGGAGUUUCUGAUGUUCCCAAGAGAAGAACAAAUGUCCGGCCAUUCUGCAAAGAAAAUUCCACUGGGUGAAGCAGUUUCAAGGGGAAUUGUCAACAACGAAACUCUUGGCUACUUCAUUGGGAGGGUAUAUCUCUUCCUAACUCGUCUAGGUAUAGACAAAGACCGUUUACGGUUCCGGCAGCAUCUUGCAAAUGAAAUGGCCCACUAUGCCGCUGACUGUUGGGAUGCUGAGAUUGAGUGUUCCUAUGGGUGGAUUGAAUGUGUUGGCAUUGCAGAUAGGUCUGCCUAUGACUUACGUGCUCACUCGGAGAAAAGUGGUGUCCCUCUUGUGGCUCAGGAAAAAUUCCCAGAACCCAGAGAAGUAGAGAAACUAGUAAUCAAUCCAGUGAAAAAAGAGCUGGGUCUUGCAUUCAAGGGGAACCAAAAAAUGGUGGUCGAAGCUUUGGAGGCAAUGAAUGAAAAAGAAGCUUUGGAAAUGAAGGCUGCUUUAGAAUCCAAAGGAGUGAGUGAAUUUAAUGUGUGCACUCUUGGAAAAAACGUUACCAUUAAGAAGAACAUGGUUGCAAUUUCAAAGGAGAUAAAGAAAGAACACCAGAGAGUUUUCACACCGUCUGUAAUCGAGCCAUCUUUUGGCAUAGGGAGGAUAAUAUUUUGCCUCUUUGAACACUCCUUCUAUACAAGGCUGAGUAAAGCUGGGGAUGAACAAUUAAAUGUGUUCCGUUUUCCACCUCUUGUAGCACCUAUUAAAUGCACGGUUUUCCCACUUGUUCAGCAACAACAUUAUGAGGAGGUGGCAAAAGUCAUCUCCCAAUCAUUGACUACGGCUGGAAUCUCACAUAAGAUUGACAUUACAGGGACUUCAAUUGGUAAACGAUAUGCAAGAACCGAUGAACUUGGUGUACCAUUUGCGAUCACUGUUGAUUCAACAUCCUCUGUGACAAUCCGGGAGAGGGACAGUAAGGAUCAGGUCCGUGUUAGUGUGGAAGAGGCAGCGUCUGUUGUAAAGGAGGUAACCGAUGGACGGAGAACAUGGGCAGAUGUUUGGUCUACUUUCCCCCAUCAUUCCUCUGGAUCCGUUGAGGCAGAUGAGUGAAGUUGGAUCGUUACGCCGACUCAAACAACCAUUAGAGUGACACCUAUUUUUUAGAUUGUUCAGCCAGACCUUUGCUUCAUACAUACUGCUGGCAAAUCCUUUUGCAUUGUGAUGCUCAACCGUAAGAUUUAUGGAAAAUUAUAGGUAUGUACCUAGCAGAUUCCAGCAUGUUCAUGUUUCACCUGGCAAUGCGCUUUGUACCGUCCAGUGGAAAUCAGGGUAUCAUGCAAGUCAAUGCUGCCAUUCCUUGCUAUGCAACUCGAUGGAUAUUGGGCGACGGGGGAACUUCAGAAAAAGAAUUUUACCCGCGAGAUGGAAAGUGAAUUAACUAGAUGACAUUACAUACCAUAAAAAUGUUGUAAUACGCUUAACUUCAGUAUUAGACAGUUCUAAUAAAUUUCUUUCAGUUAA
Molecule: messenger RNA, 2753 nt
Organism: Juglans microcarpa x Juglans regia
Lineage: Eukaryota; Viridiplantae; Streptophyta; Magnoliopsida; Fagales; Juglandaceae
Product: glycine--tRNA ligase, mitochondrial 1-like
Exons: 9
Coding region: 267-2342 (691 amino acids)
Biological process (GO): mitochondrial glycyl-tRNA aminoacylation
Cellular component (GO): mitochondrion; cytoplasm
Molecular function (GO): glycine-tRNA ligase activity; ATP binding
Source: RefSeq, a predicted model, not a curated record